GUGACGUAGGCGAAGCGUACGUAGCAGCAGAACGUCCGCUGCCGUUUUACGAUCAACCUGAACAACUGAGCAUCGGGGGGGCUCGAUCGCGCGGCGCACUUGAUGCAGCGAAAGGUGGGAUACCGCGUCGUCGGACAUCUUUUUUGAAUGGACCCGCGAGUUGUUGAAUGACUCGGGCGUUAAGUGACAUUUGAAUGGGAGUGAAUGUGCAGGUGCUGACGAGCUUGUUGGUAUUCAGUGUAUUGUGAUUGGUGGACUAGAUCGAAUCUCCCACGUUAAAAAGCGAUCUGACGACGUCAGAUCCUAUCGCGACCGGAGAGCGCCUUCAUAUCGGCCGUUUGAUUAAAAUUUCUCAUCACGAAUACUCCUUUAUCGUACACGUGAAGCCAGGACGACUCUGCAAAAAUCGCCCUGUCGAGAUGGACGUUUGCAGAAGCGGCUCAAAGACUAAGGAAUAACUCGGAUCCAGUCACCUUAGGCGGGCGACGCGUCCUGACGCGGUCUUAUCAAAUCUAGGUGGCUGCGGGUGGCACGGUUAUUAGAAUGGUCGGUACGAUAGACGGGAGCACCUAACGUCACGAUUUUUGGUGGCGAGAGCUGAAGUUAUGUUCGUUAUUCGGUAGUGCGCAGCGGGUACAGUUGUAGUAGUGGACAGACAUGUUGGUGUUUAUUGUAAUCGUGACCAUUUUGGGGUCGCUCGGAAACGGGAUGAUGGCCUACAACGUAGAUAACGGCGAAUGCCGGUCUGCCUUGGGAAUGGAGGAAGGUCGUAUUCCAGACCACGCCAUUUCAGCAAGUUCUUCUUACGAAGCCAAAUCGGUGGGACCACAAAACGCAAGAGAAAAAUGGCGGAGCUUGGUGUCCGAAAGCGCAGAUCAGUAGCGACGUUAAGGAGUACCUCGAGGUCGACCUUCAGAAGAACCAUCUGAUGACGUGGACCGAAACCCAAGGUCGGUUCGGCAACGGUCAAGGUCAAGAGUUCGCCGAGGCGUUCCUGGUCGAAUACUGGAGGAGUUCCCUCAACCAGUGGAUUACGUAUAAAGAUGCGAGAGGGGAGAAGGUGUUGACGGGUAACAGCAACACCUACUUGGUGGUGAGACAGAGGCUGGAGUUGCCGUUCGUGGCGUCUAAAGUCAGAUUCAUCCCCUACAGCGAGCAUCCUCGCACCGUUUGCAUGCGAGUAGAACUCUACGGCUGUCCUUGGGAACAAAGCAUCAUUCGCUACGACGCACCCAAAGGAGAUAUCCGGGAACCUGACAUAAAUCUGGAAGACAUAAGCUACGACGGCAUCUCGGACGGCGUCGACAUGAAGGGCGGACUGGGACAGCUGGUGGAUGGUCUUUACGGCGACGACGACUACCAAAAGCAAAUUAAUGGAGAACAAUCAGGCAGCAGAUGGGUCGGGUGGAGCAACGAGACGCGCGGCGGGGAGCCUCUGGAGAUCAUUCUAGAAUUCGACGGGGUCCGAGAAUUCAACGCUGCGCAUCUCCACACGAAUAAUAUGUUCAGCAGGGCUGUGGAGGUGUUUUCUCAAGCCGAAGUGUGGUUUAGUUUGGACGGGACGAGAUACCAGCCAGAUCCGGCGAGGGUCCCAAUCCUCCCCGAUAGGGCCAGAGAAAACGCAAGGAAUAUCACAAUACGGUUGAAAGGGAGACCCGCGAGGUUUAUAAAGUUGCGGCUGUUUUUCGCGGACAAGUGGAUCUUACUCAGCGAAAUUUCCUUUGAAUCGGUAUUGCUAUCGAACAACCUGACCAUCGACGACCUGGAAAAGUACUAUUACUUACCGGAGACGGUGGUGUCGACGUCGCAUCCCGGUGCCACUAGUGGGGAAUCAACUCACGCGAGGAAAGAAGUGACGCCGGCCACCAGUCCCACCAGUACUGCCCAGGCCUACAUCGGUCUCAUCACCGGAGUACUGGCGAUGAUCGUCCUCCUCCUCGCUUGCACUGUGUUCCUGAUGAUACGCAGGGGCAGGAAAAAGGUUGCGCUUUUGCACAAACACACCGCUUUGGUAUCGAGCAGUACCAAACCGACGACGAUCAACAUGAAGGACCUGAAACACAUGUCGACGCCCAUCAUUAAUAACGGCCUGUCGCGAUCCAGGUUAUCCGUGAAAAGUAAAAACGGUACCGUCGGCACCGUGGAUGGGAAAAAACAGAAAAAAAACAACGUGUACGGUCACGUUAACGGGGAAGAGUCGGACAGCGAGAACUCGUCCGUGUACCAUGAGCCGUACAAGUUACUUCCCAACGCGAAACAGGAGUACGGGUGUUUGUUGAAGAAGGACGCCAUAUCGUCGAGCAAAAGCGGAGAAUACACCGAUUUUACCAGCGUGAACAGUUUCCAAGAGGAGCUCAAAUUCAAGUCGCCGUCGUUUUACAAUCUGACUCCUCCGCCGCCGCCAUCUUCCAGACCGCCCACCUACGACGUGCAAAACUACCAAGCGCCGAACUCUACUCCGAACGGUACUAUACCGGCGGAAAACUACUAUGCUGCCACCGAUAUCAUUAAGGGCGAAAGAAGGGAGCAGCAUUUCACGCCAGGCCGAUUUACUCCGAUCAAACUUCCGGAGGGUCCCCCGUUGGAGGGGGUUGCUCACCUGCUGGAUUUUCCGAGGCACCGUCUGAGGCUCUUGGAAAAAUUGGGUGAAGGCGAUUUUGGCAUGGUCCACCUGUGUGAGGCCGAGGGACUGCCGGACUUCAACGGCGGCUCGUCAUUCCAUAAAAAGCAGCUAGUAAUAGUCAAGAGUUUGUGGCGGGGCUGUGGGGACGGCAAAAGACACGAAUUUCUGAGGGAAACCAGCUGGUUGGCGGGCCUCAGGGAUCCCAACUUGGCGAGGGUGGUGGGACUGUGCAGUCAAGACGAGCCGAUGUGCGCUCUAUUGGAGCACUCGGAGCCCGGCGAGCUGCCCAAGUUUCUAUCGAAACUGGUCGUGGACGAGAAUGGCAGUCCCGUAGGACCCUCCGUCAGUUACGGCUGCCUGAUCUACGUAGCGACCCAGAUAGCGUCUGGGAUGAAGUAUCUAGAAUCACUAGAUUUGGUCCAUCGAGAUCUAGCUGCGAGGAAUUGCGUGGUAGAUAAAAAUUUCACCAUCAAAGUGUCCGAUCACGCCAUGUACUGCGAUCGCUACGAAAGCGACUACUAUAUUAGUGAUACGAAAGCAAGACUGCCAAUCAGAUGGAUGUCGUGGGAAUCCCUACUAUUGGGAAGACAAACGACGAAAAGUGACGUAUGGGCCUUCGCCAUUACCCUGUGGGAAAUUCUCAUGCUGUGCACGCAGCAACCGUACGCGGAAUUGACCAGCGAACAGGUGAUCGAAAACAGCAACCAUUGGUACCAAAACGAUGGCUGUCAAAGAUAUCUUUCGAGACCAUCGUCUUGUCCACGAGAGAUUUACGACCUGAUGGGCGAGUGCUGGAAACGAAACGCCGCGGAUAGGCCCCGUUUUUCCGAAAUACACCUGUUUUUGCAACGCAAAAAUUUAGGAUAUAUGCCCGCCAAUCUCGCGGUGUAAACGAAAGCGGGUUAUUUUCAAAUAAUUGUCUCGACUCUAUAGGAGAACACAUUUAAAGACGUUCGUGUAUAUUUUGAACAUAUAGUGAUGUAUAUUACCCACUGAUAAGUUUCCCGCUAAUUGCUAAACGAAACCCUAUUGUGAUAUAAGAAAAAUUAUGUGUAUUUAAUAUCAUAUCGCUCAUUAACAGAAUUAUAUUGCGUAGGUAGUUUAAUCGUCGCAUACUUGAAAAAUAUUCUGAGACCAACAAAUUAACGAAAAUACUUUAAAUAUUAUUGUAACCGCGAAAUUCAACUAUAUAGAUGUGACUUUGACACUUUUGAAAGGUGGCAGGAGAUCUAUUAGAGUGGACACACUUACUAACUGUACAUGUAGGGUCCACGAUUUCAAACACAAUAUACAAGGUGAGCAAAAUGGCAUUACAGUGACGUAAAAUCAAUAGAAAAAUUCCGACAAAGGAUUUUAUGAUUGUAAGCAAACUAUAUUCUCAAAUUUAACCAGCAUUUUUCUACUGGUUGUUACUUUCGGAACUCGUAUUGCUCACUUUAUACCAAUCAAGCACAAAUCUUACGAUCUUUGAAUUUAACAAGUCACGCGCUUGUACAUACGAACACAGUGUAUAAUCUGGUCAAUUCCCCAAAAUGUCAUCAAUUUCCUCAAUGGUACCCGCAGAUGUCGAACGAAAGCCUAUAAAUAAGGUAUAAAUAUAUAUUUAUUGUGUUCCCGUAAAACAAAUCUAUGUAAGUAUAAUGGAGGCACUCGUGUAAUAUUUCGUUGAUCCUGAAGAUGAUGCUCAAAAUUGUACAAAAUAAUACGUGUCGAAUUUUUUGCCCCUUUUUUCCCUUAAUAGCGAUUGUACAAAUUUAAAUGGCAAAAUCUGUGUACCCCGAGAAUGUUUUUCAAGUAUUUUUCCGAAUCGUCGUUUCCCACCCAGUAGACACCCGCAGUGUUGCCGAUACUGUUGCUUUCUAGACGGUUUUGGAAACCCAAAGGGUUUUUCGAAAAAUCAACGAGACGACAUCUUAUUACAAGGUUUGAUUGUCCAAAGAAGAAACUAAAAACUCAUUAUUAUCAAUAAAAUAUAUUAUGUAAUUUUCCCAUCUUCUUUGAAACACUUGCCGUAACUGAAAAUAAUUGCGACCUUUCACAUCCUCUUUCUCUAACCAUCCUACUACUCCCGAGAUAACUUGUAUAGUAUUUCUAGUCAUGAUAUAGUAUUAACAGUACACAAAACAAUUUGACUGUGUAAUUAAGAUUGUGUAAUCCGUAAUGUAUAUGUAAAUUGUUUUAUUUGAUAUAUUAAAACGCGUCAAAGUUGUGAUUGAAAAAAUAUUUCCGUAAUAAAAUAUAUUAAAUAACGAUCCCUUUUUACUAUGUACGAAUAUGUGUAUAAUUGUUCUAUCGUCAAUUGCAAACACCCGUAGAGUCCAUUCGUAGAACAUUCCACACAAACUGUUUGGCGGGCGCCAUUUUGGUCAAAUUUAAAUAUCGCUGGUUAAAAAACCGGCAGUUUUCUUUUAUUUGGGAUGAUCUCACGAAGCAAAUAUAUGAAAAUGACAUAUUUGCGGUACCUGCCAGGCAUAAACGUUUCCAAACCUCAAGAGUUGUGUGACCCGAUAUAUAUGUACAUGUUAUCCGAACAUUAUAGAGGCCCCUAAGAUCGUCACGCGCCUGUCUCCAAAUUAAAUUUGUAUUUUUAUAAGGUGUAAAAUGUAUUUAUUUACUAUAUAAAAACUUUCCAGUGCCAUAAUAAGACUUUGUAAAUAGUUCCCGUUGUAAAUAGUAUUUAUUAGAAUUAAGCAUUUCCAUAGAAUUAACGAACAUUUGCGAUGUACCAAUGGAUGUAUACAGGCAUGGAUAUUUUUAGAUAUAAAAUUGCUUAGUUUUUCGAUUUAUAGAAUGUAAACGAUAAUUUUGUAUUUCCUAUCAUGGCUAGUUGAUAUAACUUUCAUCGGUCAAUGGAAUUAGAACGCAAGUCAAAUUACACUUAUAACCAAGUGGGUACUUACUUAGCUAUCCAGCUAAAACUAUUAGCCUUGAAACUCUCCUCCUUUGAGAAACGUCAGUAAUUGCACUAGACGCAUGUACUGAAACUAAAUCCAUUGACCUUCACAUUCCAACUAAAUUACACGUGUAAUAGUUAUACAUACUUUAAAGACGUCUAAAUUACAUUUUUACAGUGACAAAACUAAAAAUUAUGUUGGCGCGCCUGUGUUUUAGUUAGAAUUUAUUCGAAACGGGAUCCUAGUCGUCGGGUAAAAUUCUAUAAAGCACACGUCGUCGCCUUCUUAAUUUUUUUUUGUUGACAGCACAAGACAAUCAAGUGCGCGAUGCAUGCUUUGAAUAGUGAAAAAAGCAUGUUAGCAUUUUAGAAGUCAUUUUCCUGGCACACGGGUAAAUCAAAACGUUGAAACCUGUUUUUUUCCGCAAAACGUGGCACCCCGAUUCUGCGUUAGGCAGGGAAAUGUGCUUAAUUCCCAGGCUAGGAAACGUUUACGGUCAUUUGACGCACAUGGAAGUUUUAAUUUACAUUACUUUGGAUACGUUUAAGCUAUAAAUACCGCGUAAGGUUUUUUAUAUAAACUAGAACAUUAAGGUUUUCAUUUUAAUGUGUUAAGAGAUAGUUGAAUUGUGUAAAUUCGUUAUGUACCUUUCCACACAAACGACUCGGUCAAAAAAACCCUUUUCAUGUAAACAUUUUUAUAUAGAUGUUUCAUUAUUAAAUACAUAUCAUGGAAAACUAAUUUCGAAUUUCACUAAAACGUUUUUCUCAUCAUCAUCUCUGUGUGUUUUUCUGUAAAUACAUGAAAAUACAAUUAUUUAUUAUUACAGUUAGAAUAAAGACCCGUGACGUUUAAUUUAUUGACGCAUUCUUAUUUACUCGGCCUUCCCAUAACUUCGCCCGACAUCUGCGACGAACACAAUAUCAUGUACCAACCAAGCAUUCAACUCAAUACAACAAUUCAACUAUGCGUUUUACAACUUCUGUUGGGCAAAGCAGAGACCUUCAAUUAUACGUUUCAUCAUAACUCUCGGGUAUGAUUGCUAGGAUCAAUUGCUCAUUUCCGAUUUCCGGAGUUAUGUUUGACACAUUAAUCACAGACCGAUAACUGUUCU
Cylas formicarius (sweet potato weevil) is the source of this 6631-nucleotide messenger RNA. RefSeq names its product discoidin domain-containing receptor tyrosine kinase B-like. The record is from RefSeq and is a predicted model, not a curated record. Gene Ontology annotation, molecular function: ATP binding; collagen binding; protein tyrosine kinase collagen receptor activity. Gene Ontology annotation, cellular component: signaling receptor complex. NCBI's taxonomy places the organism in Eukaryota, Metazoa, Arthropoda, Insecta, Coleoptera, Brentidae. Gene Ontology annotation, biological process: cell surface receptor protein tyrosine kinase signaling pathway; multicellular organism development; protein phosphorylation.